Nematolebias whitei (Rio pearlfish) is the source of this 2388-nucleotide messenger RNA. Its product is annotated as protocadherin-10-like. NCBI's taxonomy places the organism in Eukaryota, Metazoa, Chordata, Actinopteri, Cyprinodontiformes, Rivulidae. The record is from RefSeq and is a predicted model, not a curated record. Gene Ontology annotation, cellular component: plasma membrane. Gene Ontology annotation, molecular function: calcium ion binding. The transcript is spliced from 4 exons. Gene Ontology annotation, biological process: homophilic cell-cell adhesion. The coding region runs from base 1 to 2178 and encodes 725 amino acids.
AUGGCUCCUCGGAUAAAAUAUGUUAAUACCAGGAGUCUGCUUCUCGCUCUCCUUUGUCUCAGUGCGUGGACCGCAGCUCAGAUUUCCUACACGGUUUCAGAGGAGGCGGACAAAGGCGCUGCGGUGGGAAACCUCGCCAAGGAUCUAAAUCUCAGCGUGCAGCAGCUUCAUUCCACGACUCUACACAUUACAUCUGGAUACAAAAAGCAGUAUUUUGACAUCAAUCAUGAAUCAGGGGUUCUGUUUGUUAGCGACAGGAUAGACCGGGAGGAGCUUUGUCCUAAUGUGGUGAAGUGCUCUUUAAAUAUCGAGGCAACAGUGAACCACCCUCGGAGCCUCCAUCGAAUAGAAGUUUUAAUAAAUGAUAUUAAUGACAACGCACCGACUUUUCUUGAAGAUAUAAUUACAGUUGAUAUGUUUGAGUCGUCUUAUGUUGGGGAGAAGCACCCACUCCCUGUAGCGUAUGACGCAGACGAGGGUUCUAACUCCAUUAGGACUUACAAAUUGAACCCAAACGAGUAUUUUUCUCUGGAUGUGCAGAACACAGGCGAUCAGAGUGUGUCUGCAGAAUUAGUUCUGCAGAAAGUAUUAGACCGAGAAACAGAGGCUGUUAUUGAACUCGUUCUGACUGCUGUGGAUGGAGGAACGCCUCCUAAAACAGGCACGCUGCAGAUAAAGGUGAAUGUUUUGGAUGUGAACGAUAAUCCGCCAUUGUUUAGCAAACCUCUGUACAAAGUGCAAGUGAUGGAAAAUGCAAAUAUCGGAGCAGUUUUAUUAACUCUGACAGCCACGGAUUCAGAUGAAGGCGUGAACGGUCAGAUUGAGUAUUAUUUCACAGAGAGGGCACGUUUAAAUCAUUUAGAAACGUUUUCCAUAAAUAAUAAUUCUGGAGAAAUAACAGUGAAAGGCACUAUUGACUAUGAGGAAAAUCAAGCCUUUGAGCUCCGCGUGCAGGCACGAGACAAAGGCACCCCUCCCCGCAGUGCGCACUGUAAAGUUCUGGUCGAAGUCCUUGAUGCUAAUGACAAUGCUCCAGAAAUAUCAGUGUCAUCGCUUAUGAGUCCAGUUAAGGAGAACGCGGAAAUAGGCACAGCUGUUGCCAUGGUGACCAUCACCGACAAAGAUGGAGGUAAAAACGGUUUUACAAUUUGUAAAAUAAAGGACUCUGUACCGUUUAAAUUAAAAUCUAAUUAUAAAAACUACUAUUCGAUUUUGGUUGAUGGACCUCUUGACAGAGAGCAUGUUUCCAGUUAUGAAAUACAUGUUGAAGCCAAAGAUGAAGGGACUCCUGCUCUGUCCAGCUCAGCUAAAAUUACAAUUCAGAUUUCCGAUGUAAAUGACAACCCCCCUCAAUUCACAGACUCUCUAAUUUCUGUUUAUGUAAAGGAGAACAGCCAGACGGGAACUACUAUUCAUAAACUAACAACGACUGAUUUGGAUUUGGGUGAAAAUGCAAAGUCUAUAUACCGUUUAAUUAAUGGGUCUCCCAAAAGUCCACAGAUUACAGUAAAUUCAGAGACAGGAGAUAUAGUCAGUCUGCAGAGUUUUAACCACGAGGAGUUAAAAACAUUUCAGUUUCAAAUAGCCUCUUCUCAUAGUGGAUCAACCUGGUGGGUGGUGAUCAUUGGGGCGCUGUACCUGCUGAAAGAGCCGUCUGUCCUGUGGCAUCUGACAGCUAUUAAACUGAGGAGACUCAGCAGAAAGAUCACCGACACCGACACAAUGGCGAUCAGGAGAUACAGGUUGAGAUCAGAGAAGCUGUCCUCCUUUAUAGGCACACACGUGCCUAUAAAGGAGGACAGCUUCUCUGAUCUCAAUCUGCAUCUACUGAUCGCCAUUGUGUCGGUGUCGGUGAUCUUUCUGCUCAGUCUCAUCAGUUUAAUAGCUGUCAGAUGCCACAGGACAGACGGUUCUUUCAGCAGGUACAGCGCCCCAAUGAUCACCACCCACCCUGACGGGAGCUGGUCUUACUCUAAAGCUGCUCAGCAGUAUGACGUGUGUUUCAGCUCAGACACACUGAAGAGUGAUGUAGUGGUUUUCCCCGCAGCAUGUCCACCUGUAGAUGCUGAACUCAUCAGUAUUAAUGGAGGAGACACUUUUACCAGAACUCAGACUUUACCUAACUCUGAUAAGGUAAGAAUAUAUUUUAACUUUUGUGACCUUUUUUUAAGGUUGUAAAUGGAAACUGCAGCUUCAGCUUUAUCUUUUAUCUUAUAAAUCUUGUAAAAUACACAAUAGUAAAAUGUCAAGGUCAAAGUAAUUUUCAUUAUUGGCACUGACACCUCAUGUUGUACAUGUGGUGGAAAGAAAGUUUGUAUACAGGGUUCCAGUUAUAUCCAACAAAAGUGUAAAUUGUAAAAGAAAAACAGUAAAAAAAUAAAAUAAAAA